Molecule: messenger RNA, 588 nt
Organism: Perognathus longimembris pacificus (Pacific pocket mouse)
Lineage: Eukaryota; Metazoa; Chordata; Mammalia; Rodentia; Heteromyidae
Gene: Nanos3
Product: nanos C2HC-type zinc finger 3
Exons: 2
Coding region: 1-588 (195 amino acids)
Biological process (GO): negative regulation of translation; oogenesis
Cellular component (GO): perinuclear region of cytoplasm
Molecular function (GO): zinc ion binding; mRNA binding
Source: RefSeq, a predicted model, not a curated record
AUGGGGACUUACAACUUGUGGACCGAUUACCUGGGUUUGGCAAAGCUGGUUGGGAGUCUGCGUAGAGAAGAAGAACCAGAGGUCAGGCUGGAUGAAGCCCAGCCCAAGGCAGCAGCACUAGCAACCCCUGAGUGCCAGGAGCCCCAAGCCACCAGCCCCUCGCCAGCUCCAGAUCGCCUGUGUUCUUUCUGCAAACACAACGGUGAAUCCCGGGCCAUCUACCAGUCGCACGUGCUGAAGGAUGAGGAGGGCCGGGUUCUGUGCCCCAUCCUGCGGGACUACGUGUGCCCCCAGUGCGGUGCCACACAGGACCGUGCCCACACCCGGCGCUUCUGCCCACUUACGGGCCAGGGCUACACCUCCGUCUACAGCUACACCACCCGCAACUCGGCGGGCAAGAAGCUGGCCCGGCCAGACAAGGGGAGGGCUCAGGAUGCUGGCCACCGCCGAGGAGGAAAAGGAGGACCGGCUGCAGGUGUCCAGGGGAUGGGGUGUGGAGGGGAUCUGUCCCAGGCUCGCUUCCGAUGCUCUGUGAAGUGGGGUUCCAAGGGCGCGGGCAGUUCUGCGGGACCUUCGGCCUCCAUCUGA